Molecule: messenger RNA, 1478 nt
Organism: Mycena citricolor
Lineage: Eukaryota; Fungi; Basidiomycota; Agaricomycetes; Agaricales; Mycenaceae
Source: the annotation of a GenBank genome assembly
CAGCUCUCUUCGCCACAAUCAUGGAUCACCAUCACCACGACGCGAAUUGCGGACACGAAAGCACGGAGCACGAUCAUGACCACGACCACGACUCCUCAGACUCGGGCCCCAAAGAUAACCUGUUCUCGCAGAUCGAGCGUGCCAACGUCGUCGCGCUGAACGCCACCGGCCCCGGCUCCGCCGUCAUCAAACCGUGGCACGAGCGACUAGACGAGGAAAAGUCGAUCGCAUCCGAUGCCGACGACCAGAUCAUCGUCCGCAUCCCAUUCACAGACUCGGUCAAGCUGCGCGCCCUCCUGCUGAAGACGGGCCCGGCGGACGAGACGCCGACGAAAGUCCUCCUGUUUGCCAACGACGCGAAUCUGGACUUUGACGACCUGGACGACAAGACGCCCACGCAGGAGUGCCUCGUCGCGCAGGGCCGCGAAGUGGGAGAAUACGCGCUGCGGACCGCCAAGUUUUCUAACCUCUCAUCGAUCUCGCUUCUGUUCCCGGCCUCCCAAGGAGCAGAUGCGACGCGCAUAUACUACAUCGGCUUUCUGGGACAAUGGACUGAGCGUAAACGACAGGCGGUGGUGACGGUGUACGAAGCCCAAGCCAAUCUCGCGGACCACGAAAAGAUCCAGGGGAUGGAUGGGGGGCUCAGCUCGCGCCCGGUUUGAUCAUGUCAUGUUAUGCAAUUGUAUGUUAUGUAUGUCUAGUGUACAUUGAUGUAGUAUGCUGCUCGAGAUAAAAACAAGACCUGAUCAUUAUCACUGCAUGAAGCUCAUGUCGAAAGCUGGGUUCCGGUUAACAUUAACAUUCCCAUAGCCGGGCUGUUGCUGCUGCUGCUGCUGCUGUUGUUGGCCCAUCGCCAGACCCAUUCCAGCGGACUGGGCCAGCUGCUGCUGCGUCAUGGACUGCUGCUGUUGCUGCUGUUGGCCCACUGCCAGGAGCUGGUUCUGGCCCAUAUUCUGCAUCGCAAACUGAUUGGGGUUGAACGCAUUCUCGCCUUGCGGUGGCUGGCGCUGACCCAUCUGUCCGCCGUUCUGUGCCGCAGCAGCCGCCGCUGCGGCUUUCCGACGCUGUUCGGCGCCGAGAGCGACGUACCGGGUGAUGAACCCGCCCCGCUGCUGGGCCGGCAACGACGCUACUUGGAUCGCAAAAGCAGCGGAGAUGGCCACUCCCCGCGCCGACAGCAUUUGCUGGAUCUGCAGUGCAAUCUGCUGUGUCUGCGGAGACGCUGCCGCUGCCGCCGCUGCUGCUGCAGACGUCGCGAGACCGUUCGUGGCGGGUGGAAGGCCCGGGGGCGGUGGCACAGGCACGACAUGGCCCGACACUGUUUUUGGCAUCUCGGGAAUCCCGGUCAGAGGGAAAAACAGUCCAGCCAGCCCAAUCUGGUGCGAGGGGAAGAAAAGCGCGUUGGGCGUCUCUUUGCCGUUGCUGUUUGGGAGCGCCCAUGAGGCGACGAAAAACUGGGUGGGAUGGGGGGAAAGAGA